UGACACUGCACAGUGGCUGUCUUCACCCAACAUACGUUGGAGAGUCUGGAGAAGAAACUGGCCGAUUGAUGGGAAGAACAUUCCGUGUGUUGGACAACAACCACACUUAGAAGCAAGUGUCAUUGUUGGAGAUUUCGACCGUGAUAUGAAUUCCUGGAAUUGAGAUCACAAUGGCGUCGAAAUCAGGGGUUGAAAAUGAGGGCUAUGUGGAAGACGCCCAGGACGCACCUGACGCUGGAAGAUAUCAACCCAAGAAAUGGGACAUAUUCCGAAUAGUGAACGAUGAAGAGAUUUCUACCUCUGCGGGGUUCGAAAUAUGGAAGACCAUCAAUGCCAUAAUAAAACUUCUUACGUGCACCGUUUUCUUUGGAAUCGUUCUGGGCACGGCCGUCAUGUCGAAGCUCAGUUUCCUCAUGAUGACUUUUCACAUCAAUCCACUCGACAAAGACUUCGACGUGUCGUAUGCUAACUCGACUGCUGGGCGUGACGCGAUCUUCACGAUCAAACGGUCGGGAGCGGUUGACGUGAAAUGGUUGUGGGGCUUGAUGAUAUGCAUAUGGACUCCGUACGUCUUCACGUUCAUUCGCUGUUUUUGGCAGCUUAUUACUAAGAACACUAAACGGAUGCAGUGUGUGCCUUUUCUAGUGGCUUUCAUUGUGGAAACCAUUCACUCCAUUGGCCUCUGUCUGCUCGUCUUCUUUGUGAUCCCGGCUCUCGACCCUCUCAUAGGAUGUCUGCUGACAACCAGUGUGGCCGUCAUUCCAAGCAUUUUAAAACUAUUCAAACCACGGCCUGCGUCUGCCAGUAUGCAGAGAAACACUCACCCAGCUGUAAGAGUUCUCAAAAUUGCUUUGAACAUAUUAUGUGCAGCCGCACAAAUCGGGGUUCUCGUGUUAUGGACGUGGCGCAUCCAGGCCAAAGUGGACUCUUGGUCCUUGACAGUAAUACUUCCGGUUAGCCUUGUUUUCAUAUCCAUCUCAUGGUGGCAAAAUUUUGUGAGAAAUGACACGGUCCUCGGUAACCUCAGUAAAAGAAUUCGGAAUCAGCAAGUGAGGAUAGAACUAUUAACCUCAUUGUGGAAAAUAAUCGUGACCUUCGUUGUGCCUUCAGUGCUGUUUGCGACAGGUGGUGAGGACUGCGCCAAGACGUUUUACUUCAUGAGCGCCAAUGCCACAGACUGUUCGGUGUUUGGUAACCUUGUCUUGACCGACUUCCGUCCACCUACAGGAUCGUCCUGCCAUGCCGACUUCCCCCUUAUCAUUGCCGCCGUCAACAUCCUGUGUAGUGCCUUCUGCUACAAGAUCGCCCAGGCGUGCUGCAAGGUCCGGGCUCAGAUCCCUUGUUUCUCCCUCCCUCUCGUGCUGGUGACCCCCGCCACGUUUGCAUUGCUUCUCCUCUCCUACUCGACGAGCAACCAGAACAAGACGUUCCUCCAGUGCGUCUCUCCGUGGGUGACGCCUAUCUCAGACAUGUCUGCUGCCCUGCGAGCAUUCACCACGGACUUCUGGAUGCCACUCGGCAUCAUCUCGUACGUGGCGCUUCUCUAUCUCACUGGACACAUCUGGACACCGCGCGAUGAGAGAUUAGCCAGAACAUAUAAACUAUUUGCUAAGCCGAUGUACUGUGGUAUUUUGCUGGACCAGUCACUGGUGUUGAACAGGAAACGAAUCAAGGAGCGAGAGACACUAAGUGAGGAGUUUACAGCGCCGUGGGCGAGUGUGGAACAUUUCUCUGAUGACGCGGAAGAUUUUGAUCUGAUGGACACGUCUACAAUCCGGACUGACACGACUCCCAUAGUUUACGUCUGCGCGACUAUGUGGCACGAGACCGAGAACGAGAUGAUUCAGAUGAUGCGAUCAGUUCUCAGACUUGAUGAGGAUCAAAGUGCUAGGCGCAAAGCCAUCAAGACCUUUGAAACCGACAUUGAUUACUACGAGUUCGAAGCUCACAUUUUCUUUGAUGACGCGUUUGAACCCCACAAUGAAAACGACUUCAGCUUCACGGUGAACAACUUCGUCAAACAGCUCUGCAGGGUCAUCAACGUCGCCGCAGAGACGGAGUUGAAUAUGCAGGUGAACAUACCAGACCCCACGAAAACCGUGACCCCCUAUGGGGGUAGGUUGGAGUGGAUGUUACCGGGUGGUAACAUUCUGACCGCACAUCUUAAAGACAAAAUGAAAAUACGUCACCGAAAGCGCUGGAGUCAGGUCAUGUACAUUUAUUACUUUCUGGCGCACCAACUCAUGUCCCUCCCGAUAGAAGCCAAACGGAAACGUAUCAUGGCCGAAAACACAUUCCUGCUGGCUCUCGAUGGUGAUGUGGAUUUCCAGGCUGAAGCUCUUCGGAUGUUGAUUGACAGAAUGAGGCGGGACCCAAAUGUUGGAGCGGCCUGUGGGCGGAUACAUCCUAUUGGUUCAGGUCCUAUGGUAUGGUACCAGAAAUUUGAGUAUGCCGUCAGUCAUUGGUUGCAGAAAGCAACAGAGCAUGUGAUUGGUUGUGUUCUGUGCAGCCCUGGGUGUUUCAGCCUGUUCCGGGGAUCAGCGCUUAUGGACGAUAAUGUGAUGAGAAAAUACACCACGCCACCUACCGAGUCACGACAUUACGUGCAGUAUGAUCAAGGUGAAGAUAGGUGGCUGUGCACUCUUCUGCUUCAACAAGGCUACCGAGUGGAGUACUGCGCAGCAUCAGACUCGUUCACGUACGCCCCUGAAGGCUUUUACGAGUUUUUCAAUCAGCGUCGCAGGUGGACACCUUCAACGAUGGCCAACACAUUGGAUCUCCUGCAGGACUGGAAGAAUGUAACACGGAAGAACCAGGACAUCUCGUGUCUAUACAUCAUCUACCAGAUGAUCAUGAUGGCGUCUUCUAUCAUCACACCUGGAACUAUUUUUCUCCUCGUCACUGGCGCCAUCAAUGUCGCUUUACCGUCGAUCCCAUUGUAUGGCGCAUUUAUACUGAACGUUAUCCCCAUCGCCAUCUUUGUUCUGCUUGUGUUGUUCGCCAAAAGCGAUACCCAGUUGGCGUAUGCGGGUGUCCUCUCGGCUAUAUACAGUCUGCUGAUGAUGCUGAUUCUGGUGGGACUGAUCAGCCAGGCGGCCGAGUUCGGCUACUGCUCCGUGACAACCAUCUUCCUGACCGCUGUGAUCGCCAUCUUCCUAAUGGCGGCCGUCCUCCACCCACAGGAGUUCACGUGCAUCCUGCACGGCUUCCUCUACUUCCUCUCCAUCCCGUCAAUGUCCAUGCUUCUCAUGAUCUACUCCCUCGGAAACCUGCACGUCGUCUCGUGGGGCACGCGCGAAAACAAGCAAGCAGCGCCACCUGCCAAACCGGAAGACAACAAACCAACUGGAAGCAGAGUUGAAGGUUGGUGGGGAAAGUUCAUCGGAAGUCCAGACUCGCGCUCAGGGGGCCGUUCGCUGUGGCUGGAUUCCCUCUUUAAGUGCACGUGUUUCUCAGAGACCGUUGUCAAGGACGACGACAGUAAGUUGAAGGUCAUCAUGUCAAGACUGGACGGUAUCGAGCAGGCGCUAACAGGCGGGAGUGUUUCGAGGUCCGAGUCCGACAGACGGUCACCAGGUGUCACUAGCAGAAGAAGGUCACGUCCCGUGUCUGUACACUUCGAUGACAUUCAAGAAGAGAGCACGAAAACACAGCAACCAGAAGUGUUCCAGCUGACGUCAGCGGAACCCAUGUGGAUUGAUGAUUCUACCCUUGGCAAUGGACAGCUGGAUACACUGAACACCGAGGAGAAGACGUUCUGGGAUGAACUCAUCGAAGAGUAUCUGUACCCAAUAGAGGAAAAUGUCGAGCACAAGAAAGCUAUGCAGACUGAGUUACUCGAACUCAGAAACAGAACCUGCUUGUUCUUCUUCCUUAUCAAUGGCCUCUUCAUCAUCCUCAUCUCCACUCUUCAACUAGUGUCAGAGUCUACCCCAAAUCUGUCCAUCAACCUUCCCUGUGCCACUGGAGACUCAAAUGGACAAAAUUUUGAACCAAUCUCCUUUGCUUUCAUGUUAGUCUUUGGCGUGUUGCUGGUCAUUCAGUUUUUUGGGAUGUUCUUCCACCGGCUGUCUACAUUUCUGCACAUUGCUUCACUCACGAAGAUUAGCGAUAUAAGACGAACUAUGAAAGGAAAGAAAUCUGAGAAAAUGUUGAAGAACAUGACAGGAGAAGAAGCCGUGCAGCUUGUCAAGGACUUACAGCGACCAAAAGAAGAAGAACCAGAAGAGGUUUACACAGUACUGGACUCCACAGAGACCGAUAACAUCAUCGCUGAUCGCGAAAACAACAAAUGGAGGAGACUAGUUAGCCGCAAAAUCAUAGGAAACAAAAUGGCCCGUGCACCUGUUACGAACUACGACGACGUGUUUAUAGAGAACUUCUCUGACGUAACGGGAGUAGGGCGCGACGGCGCUUCACCUCGCCAGGGGCCGUUCAGAAAGACACAGAAGUCGGUGAAACAUUUUAACAAAGUCUCUGUCGAGGCCUUAAGCAAAAUGGCGUCAUCUACAGACAAGGUGAAGCGGUCGCUGGCUCGGAAGGCAACCAUCAUGCAGAAUCGACAACAGACGACAAGGAUGAAGACUGACUCUGCCUCUUCUGAUUCUGGUCCACCGCCUGGACCUGCACAGCGACGAAUUCGCAGACAUCGACUAGAGGCAGGUAAAGUGUCGGGGAAGUACGAAAACAUCAAGGCGGUGCCCUCUCAUUGAUUGAUUGGACACAUAUAUAAACAUAUAAAAGUAUACUUACAUAUGAGGCCCUCUCCUGUACAAUAUAUGUAGUGACAGUCUUACAUAAGUGUGUGCGUUUGUGUAUGAAGGGAAUAUUGUGUGUGCAUUCAAAUUCAAUAGAUUAUCGGUUCAAGCAAAAUGUUGUUAGUAACAUUGACGAGACUAAUAUAAAUGUGUGAGAGAAGGCUAGCAUUCCA
Molecule: messenger RNA, 4930 nt
Organism: Gigantopelta aegis
Lineage: Eukaryota; Metazoa; Mollusca; Gastropoda; Neomphalida; Peltospiridae
Product: chitin synthase chs-2-like
Exons: 16
Coding region: 171-4712 (1513 amino acids)
Cellular component (GO): cell septum; cell periphery
Molecular function (GO): chitin synthase activity
Source: RefSeq, a predicted model, not a curated record